GGACGUCCUUCUGAAACGACUCUCCCUCACUCUCAGAAAACAAGAGGACUAAAUAAGUUAGCCAAGUGUUGAUAGCUGGAGUUUAUCUUUUUCUUUUUAAGGCCAUUUUAAAACCAACUUUUAAAAGAAAAUUGCGAUAAGUGAACUAGAAAGAAAGAAACGACGCCGAGGUGGUCGACCUGAUCCAGGCAGAGGAAUUUAUUUUCCUUGUGCAUUCCUGAUGGAGUCGUACAGAGUUGGCAUUCCUAACAGUGCACCCCAGCGGGGCUACACUCAGCCGUCCCGCCCUUCCAGGCCUCACGCUAAUGGAGCUGGUUCAUACGGCCUCAGCAUCCGAGUGCAGGGUAUAGAUGGACACCCCUAUGUAGUACUUAACAACCAGGAGGGGGGUCCUCAGUCCUAUAAUGACCCCAACAGUAAUGGGUACAUCGACCCUGAUGGCUCUUUUAUUGAGAACUACCAGGAGUAUGAUUUCAGAGGAAGCAAAGAGGCUGGAUCCAACAGCCCCUUUGUGGAGUACAGGUCUCAGAAGCUGAUGAACUACACUGGGCCAGAAAAUGGUGUCACAGAACCGAAAGAAAAAACGCCGUCCACGCUUCUGAACUUUCAGAAGCACCCUGAGCUCCUGCAGCCUUAUGACCCAGAGACCAACUCCCUGAACAUUGAAGGUUUCCAUAGCCUGCCUUCCAGACCUCUACCUCUGACUGAGACUGGGAACAUACACCCGACUUCUUCCUCUAGACCUGCUGUGCCAGCAUCCUUCCACCCCAGGACAUCAAGACUGGACCAGAAUAAAGAUCCUGCAGAGCAAGCGAAAAAGCAACUUCCGUCCCAGACCAUGAAUGAUGCAGACCUGCUUAAACCCAAGUCUUUGCCACCAUCCCAGGUCGCGCAGCCUCAGACAAGACCACAAACGCAUUUGGCCCAGCCACAGUCCAAACCUCGUCUUACCAGCCUGAAUCCACCUCAGUCCAAGCCAGUAUCUAAAACUCAACACCAAACAGUCCUUCCAGCCCACCCUCAGCCCUCCACUGUGUCGAGUCCCACAAGCGAUCACAGUAAGACAUCAUGCAUAUCCUCCAGUUCUAUGAGUAGUGCCAACUCCAGCCUUGAGCGCACACGUCGUGAACCCGACGUUCUUCCCCUACGCAGAACUGACUCAAGUGGGCCAGUCCUUCAGUCUUCCUCCCGCUCCCGCCACUCCUCUUCAUCUUCCACCUCUAAGGUGGAUGAACAGAUGGAGGCCCUGUAUGCAGAUGCCAUAAACCGUCACGAGAAUCGUCGUUACAUCCCUUUCCUCCCUGGUUCAGGCAGAGACAUCGACACAGGCUCCAUCCCUGGUGUUGAUGAGCUCAUUGAGAAGUUUGACAGCAAAGACGGCAGUCAUCAACGCAGGGGCCGGGCCGGGCGCAGAAACAGGAUCAAUCCAGAGGACAGGAAGCGCUCACGGAGUGUCGAUAGUGCCCUCGGCCUGCGAAAUGGGUCUAGCUUCCUGGAUGAGUUUAACAGCAAUCGGGGCACAUUGAGGGAACAUGUGCUGCGGCCUUCUCAGCUGCGGCAGCAGAAGACAGCUGGCAGUCAGGAGUCAUCCUGUGCCACCAGCGCCCCCGGCUCCCCCCAGAGCACCAUCUCUAAAGGUGUUGGCUCCAUACAGGGGUACAAAAAGCCAGAGACUCGCACAUCUUCACUACCAUUCAUGAGGAAAAACAGUGAGGAAAGUGUUUCUUCCACUGGAAAGGUUUCAACAUCAGCAUCUCUCUCCAAGGCUCCCCCCACCACAGACAAAAAGCCCAGUACAGAGCCAGAUGCUCAGGCGACACCUGAUCUCCUGAAAGGUCAGCAGGAGCUUUCACAACAAACACAUGAAGAGACGGCUAAACAAAUUUUGUUCAAUUACCUAAAGGAUGGAAGCAAUGAUAAUGAUGAAAUGACAAAGAAAAAGGUCAACCUCGUCUUUGAGAAGAUACAGACGCUGAAGUCUCGGGCACAAAGCACAAGCGCACAAAGCGGUGACAACAAAUCGCUGGACAUCGCUGCACAGACCAAAGCUCUGCAGGAACAAAACACUGAGCUGGAGAAAGAAAUGACCGAACUGAAGCGACAACUGGAGGAGCAAACUACAAAGAAUCAGCCUGACAGAAGAGCAGCGGCAGAUUUGAAGGAGCUGCAACAGGAGCUGCAGAGGAGCACGGAGGAGUGCAAGCACGUGAGGGAAAAACUGACCAAAGCAGAGGCUGACCUCAAAACCACAGUGGAAGAGCUCUUCCAGGUGAAGAUGGAGAGGGAGCAGUAUCAGACCGAGAUCAGAGACCUGCAGGACCAGCUGUCGGAGAUGCACGACGAGCUGGACUCGGCCAAGAAAUCAGCUGAUGAUGGAGAGAAAGACAUCAUCAUGGCGGACAUGAUGCAACUCAAAGUGGAGGUGCAGGAAAUUCUCCUGGCCAAGGAGGAGCAGGAGGAUCUUCUGAGGAGGCGAGAAAGAGAGCUCACAGCUCUGAAAGGAGCCCUGAAGGAGGAAGUGGCUGCUCAUGAUCAGGAGGUGGACAAGAUGAAGGAGCAGUUUGAGAAGGAAAUAAGCAAACUGCAGACAUCAUUGGAGGAGGCCAAGCAGAGCAGCGCAGCAGUGGCCCAAGAGAAGGCUGAAGUGGAGGCAGCCAAGGGUGCAGCAGAGGGCCAAGCAGGACGGUUGACCCAAGAAGCUGAACGACUGCGCAGGCGGGCGCAGGAGCUGGAAAAUGAGGUGGCCAAACUCAACCGAAUCAUUGAUGACGCGAAGCUACAGGAGAGCAGGCUUGGGGAUAGGGUUGGCCGACUGGAGAGGGAGAAAAAGCAAUUGGAAGAGUCUUUGGGGGAAAUCAAGGAGCAAGAAGAGGAGAUGGAACGUGCCAACAGGGCGUUGACCAUCCGUCUGGAGGAUGUGCAGAGGAACUUGACCAAACUGAGCAUUGAGCACAAGGAGUUGGAGGAGAGGUUACAAGAGGAGAAGAGUCAGAAGGAGCAGUUCAAGAACAUGAAGAACAACAUAGAGGAUGAGAGGAGGCUGCUGGACCGUACAGUGGAGAAACUUCAGAAGGAGAUGAAUGAUAUUGUAGAAGCAUCCCAGUCGUCCACUCUGGAGCUGCAGGAGCAGAUUGAUAUUUAUAAGGAGAAGAACCGUCGGGAGCUGACAGAGCUGCAGAGGCUUCUGAGCGAGCGAGGACAGGAGCUGACAAAGUGCCUGCUGACUACCAAAACCCUGCAAGAGCAGUUGUCGAACCGGGAGGAGGAUCUGCGACAGUGUCAGAGGGAACGAGACGAGGCUGUGCUCAGGGAGAAGACCCUGGACCAAAAGGUUCAAGAUCUGGAGGCGGAGGCUGAGAAAAACUCUCAUGCUAAAGACGACAAAGCCAGACACAUCAAACUCAUGGAGGAAAGGAUUUCUCAGCUGGAGCUGGAUCUUGAUGAGGAGCGUCAGAGUGGAGACCAGCUGAUGAACAGGAUAGACCGAGGAAGAGAGCAGGUGGAGCAGAUGAGGAAUGAACUCCUGCAGGAGAGGGCUAGCAGACAGGACCUGGAGUGUGACAAGAUGGCUCUGGAGAGACAGAACAAGGAUCUGAAGACCAGAGUGGCUCAUUUAGAGGGCUCCCAGAAGUCCAACAAAGAGGGCCUAGUGGCUCAGCUGGAGGAUCGCGUACAGGAGCUGGAGGAGAAGCUCGAGGGAGAGGAAAGGGAACGCGCCAACCUGCAGCUGGCAAACCGCAGGCUGGAGAGAAAGGUGAAAGAGAUGAUGAUGCAAGUUGAAGAGGAACAGCACUCCAUGCAAGAUCAAAAGGACCAAUUGAAUCUGCGCCUGAAGGCCCUGAAGAGGCAGAUGGAUGAAGCUGAGGAGGAGAUCGACCGACUGGAGCACGGCAAGAAGAGGCUGCAGAGAGAACUGGACGAGCAGCAGGAGGUCAAUGAGCAGCUCCAGAGCCAGCUCAAAGCCCUGCGAAGUGAGAUUAGGCGUAAGAGCUCCUCUGCUCCGCUGCUCAACAACCUGGACGACGAUGACGACGAUGACGACAUAAGCACCGACGGUGAGACGUACUUCAGCUCGUCUUUGGGAUACAAGCGCUCCGCGAGUCAGGACAACAUCUUGUCAACCUUCACUUUAUAAACAAACUCUGACACCUGAAAUAAAGCUGCUUUACACGUAUCACUGUUGGACCAAACAUACGGAGAUCCUCGCCGCAUGCUUCUGUAGAUACUACACUGAACGAUCCGUGUAAAUAUUAAGUGAGAUAAUCUGAAUGAUAUUUUUGUGAAAUGCCUCACUUUCAACACAUUCCCCUGAAUAAUAAUUCUCUGUGUAGUUUCCAUGUAAAUGAACUCACUCAGUAUUAUCCAGCACCUCUUUGAUUAAUGAAUGAAGUUUUAGCCUAUCCAGUAGAAAUGUAUAUACUCUUAGUUAAUUUUACAGAUUAAGUCUUACCUUCCAACAUCAGUUUGUUCCUUCCUUAACUAAUGGAUGACACAUGCUUGUCAAUGAUUAGUCUAGCAUUAGUAAACUUGAAACACAUUCUCUAAUGCACUGCAAACCAGCGUACCAGUACUGCCUUUGCGAACAAUAUGAAGUUAUUAUCUCUUAUUACUUUAUGCCUAUCAAAUAUUUUUAAUUUACAUAUCAUAUCUGAUAAUACAGGUUUUUUUUAUCCUUUUUAAUGAAUGAAAAUCAAAUUUGAAAACAUGAAGUUGUUCAUGGAUGUUUGUUUUUUUCCUUUUAUUUAUUCAUAGCUGAAUAUACACAACAAAUUAGUUUUUUAGGGAACAAGUAAGGGAGUUUGUACACAUCCACUUUUAUACCAUGUUAUCGUUUUUAUCAUUUGAUGAACCGUAAUAUCAUAAAAUAUCGUCAGUUUAUAAUGUAUGUAAUCAGCUGGAUUCUGCUGUCAGGCUACUUCUAAUUCAAGUGACGUUGCAGUAUUUCUUCCACAUCCUCUGGUCAAAUUAACUGAAUCCCUGUGUGUUUUUCCACUAGACUGUUAGCAGGUAUAUCACUGAACAAACUGCAAAUAUUUACUCAAUUUCAUCUCUGGAGACAUCUCGGGUUACUUCCUUCUUAACUUCAGGCAAUGUUAAUUACUCAACAAGUCUUUUUUAAUUUAAUCUCAUAUAAUUGUAUAUGGAUUUCGUACACUGUGUAAGCAAAGCCUCACCGUGCCUGUAGACCAACAUGUGCUCGACUUCUCAAAUGUUUUGCUGAAUGACGGGAUUUCUUAAGAUGAGAUGAACUGACAAUCAAGGGUUUUCUACACUGUGAUGAUUUGCACUUUGUGUUGUUUCUGUGCUGAAUAAUUUGACCAAGUCUGAUGCUUGUGGAGGGACAGUGGACUGAGACAAAUUCCUGCCACUACCUCUCUGUACACAACUGUACAUUCAUAAAUCCUGCUGAGACUAAAAUAAAGUUGAUUGCUGUUACUCCUGACAA
This is a messenger RNA of Mugil cephalus (flathead mullet), 5446 nucleotides long. It is a transcript of the gene cgnl1, whose product is annotated as cingulin-like 1. The coding region runs from base 221 to 4135 and encodes 1304 amino acids. Gene Ontology annotation, cellular component: myosin complex. The transcript is spliced from 19 exons. Lineage: Eukaryota; Metazoa; Chordata; Actinopteri; Mugiliformes; Mugilidae. The record is from RefSeq and is a predicted model, not a curated record.